AUGCCGGGCUUUCCUUCUUCUCCAUCACUUCAAUCAUGUGACACUCCAUUGAUUGAAGGAGAAGGUGGUGUUAGUGCAAUGAAAGAUUUGGGUUUGGAUAUAAAUCAAAUACCUUCAGGAGUCAAAGAAGAAUGCAUGGAAGAAGAAUACGGAGGCCUUCCAAGAAAGAAACUGCGGCUCACAAAAGAACAAUCUCGUGUUCUUGAACAAAGAUUCCAACUAAACCACGCCUUGAACCCAAAACAAAAGGAGGGUUUGGCAGAUCAAUUAAAGCUAAAGCCAAGGCAAGUGGAGGUCUGGUUUCAGAACCGUAGAGCAAGGAGCAAGCUGAAGCAAACAGAAACGGAAUGCGAAUAUUUAAAGAAAUGGUUUGGCUCAUUAAGUGAACAAAACAGGAAGCUAAAAAAGGAAGUGGAAGAGCUAAGGGGCAUGAAAGUAGGGCCGCCGCACAGGUCUCAACAACUUCCGGCAGCCACCCUCACAAUGUGCCCUCGAUGUCAACAUGUCACAACCACUUUUCUCGACAAGGGCCCCGCCGCCGCCAGCCACCACUAA
Molecule: messenger RNA, 555 nt
Organism: Fraxinus pennsylvanica
Lineage: Eukaryota; Viridiplantae; Streptophyta; Magnoliopsida; Lamiales; Oleaceae
Source: the annotation of a GenBank genome assembly